This is a messenger RNA of Microthlaspi erraticum, 1068 nucleotides long. The record is from the annotation of a GenBank genome assembly. Lineage: Eukaryota; Viridiplantae; Streptophyta; Magnoliopsida; Brassicales; Brassicaceae.
AUGUUCCAUGGAUUGCCAAGUGAAGACCCCAUUGACCACCUUGAUGAGUUUGAUAGGCUUUGUGAUUUGACAAAGAUCAAUGGUGUCUCUGAAGAUGCCAUCAAGCUGAGACUCUUUCCUAUGUCUCUAGCUGACAAAGCUCACCAAUGGGAGAAGAGCUUGCCCCAUGGCACAAUCACCACUUGGGAUGAAUGCAAGAAGGCCUUUCUUGCUAAGUUUUUCUCCACCGGUCGCACAGCCAAGCUUAGAGGAGAGAUAUCCAGCUUCAUCCAGCGAAACAAUGAGACAUUCGCAGAGGCUUGGGAGAGGUAUAGGGAGAUGCUAGACACAGCUAGCAAUGGGAACUUCCUCAACCAGGAUGUAGAUGAUGGCUGGCAACUUGUGGAGAACAUAGCCAACUCAAAUGGAAGCUAUGGAGAAGAGUAUGAUACCAACUGGAGCUCGACCGCACACUCGAUCGAGUCAGACAAUGAGAAAAGAAUGCUUGCAUCAAUCGAAGUUGGACAAACUGAUCCUAGCCCAAUUCCCUGCCAAGCAUGUCAACUAUGUCUCAGAACAAACCUUAGUCAAGACCAGGAAGGGGAGGAGACAACACAAGAGGUUUGCUACAUUCAAAAUAGACAAGGAGCUAUAGGAAUCCUCAACAAGGAGAUACAACAAUAUCCAAGCCCCCUGGCCGCAACAACACAGUGUUCCACAAGGCUUCAACCAAGGACUACUCAUACCCAACCAAGCUCAAGAUUGGGAUAUGAAGGAUAUGCUCCAACAACUCCUACAAGGGCAAGCCAAAGUGCAUCAUCCUCUUCACCACAAGAGUAUGCCCAAGCAGUUACACUAGAAGUGGGCGGCAAUUCCAAGCAGGUAGCCCACCCCAAAUCGCUGUGGACAUCGAUGACGAGGAAGGGGAGGAUUUGGUCGAGUAUGCUGAUACUCGACCGAACUCGAUCGAGCUGGAACAAAACCCUGAACCAGAACUCGAUCGAGCUGAAGAAACCGAGACUCAAGACAAACCAGAGCUCGAUCGAGCCAGAAGAGAACAGACAAAGCAAGCUCCAGCCAACCAACUAA